GUUUUUGAAGGCGGGAUUUAUCCACCCUUCGCCGCUGCUAGCUGCCGGAAUCUUGGGCCCCCAAAAUUUCAGUAAAAUUAUGUACCCUUUAAGGAUUCCUAGAUUUGGUCAAGAUCUGAAGCAAAUUUGAGGAUCAAAAUAGCUUUUGCUCAUCUGGGUCUGCUUCAGUUCUCGCUGCAAAUCAAAUCUCAAGGUGCUGCUGAAGCCGGAAUAUAAUUGUUGAGGAACAAUGAUCCUGUUAUAGAAUCUUCAGGAUAGUUGUUGUUUGGAUCCUCUGACGUUCAUAUGGAGUCAAACAUAGACGAAGCGCUUACAGUGAAAGCAUAUGCCGAGAAGCGAUUUGUGGAGAGGGACUUUGCAGGUGCGAGAAAUUGUGCUUUGAAGGCUCAAAUGCUCUGCCCUGAGUUAGAGGGUAUAGCGCAAAUGGUAGCGACAUUUGGAGUUUAUACUGCUUCAGAGGUGAAAAUUAAUGGGGAGUUUGAUUUUUAUGCUAUUCUUGGAUUGAAUCCAUCUGCAGACAAGGCUAAGUUGAAGAAACAAUAUAGAAAGAUGGCUGUGUUGCUUCACCCUGAUAAGAACAAAACUGUGGGUGCUGAUGGAGCUUUCAAGCUUGUUUCUGAAGCAUGGACGGUUUUGUCUGAUAGUGCUAAAAGGAACUCUUAUGAUCACCGGAGAAACUACUUUGCUGCACAUUCUGCUGGGGUAAGUGGUUUUGACAAUUAUUCCAAGUCUUCAGGUUCUCAUCAGAGACUUGAUACAUUUUGGACUGUCUGCACCUCCUGUCAUGUUCAGUAUGAAUAUCUCCGGAAAUAUGUGAACAAGAAACUUUCCUGUAAGAACUGCCGAGGUGUUUUUGUUGCUGUUGAAACAGGAGUAGCUCCAGUUAAUGGUUCUUUUCCAUAUUGUCCCUGGUCAUUUGUCCCUGAAAACGGAUAUGCAAGUCAUGGAUGUGGGGUUACAUACAUGCCAACAGCUUCUGCAUAUUGUUCGGGCAAUGGGAUCUCAGGACAUCAUUCUGGACAUGGGCCGGGGGAGUAUGUCUCUAAUGUUUCAUUCCAGUGGACUUCCUUUACUGGACAUUCUGCUGGAGUUUCAGAUGCUAAUGGAUUGUCUGCUGUUACCGAAGCAUCCCAUCAGGUAAAUGGAAAGGUAAACAGAGGAAAAGCUAAUGGGCGACAUCGUAUGAGGAAUGCUACAGGUGAUGUUUCUUUGAAUAGUUGUACAGUUUAUGCUGAACAACCUGCACCCAAGGUUACUAGACCAUACAAGAAGAGAAAGUUUGAUUCGGGAGGCAAUUGUGCCAGUGGCAUCUCAGAUUCUGCGAAAAGUGUUGCAGAAGAGAGACUGGCCAAUGCAAAUGGAAGUUUGAAAAUUAAUGCUAAGCCUUCAACUCCAUCUGAUACCUCAUUAAGACGUUGUUCGGCAGCUCCUGCAUUUGAUGCACGACAAUUGUUAAUUGACAAGGCUAGAACAGUAAUCCGUCAGAAACUGGAGGAAAUUAAGUUGGCUUCAGCAGCGGCUGCUGCUGCACAGGCUGAGAAAAAGAAAAAAGCAGAGGCUGAAGCAGAUAAAUUUAGUGAGGCACCUAAACGAGUAGGUUUGGGUUUGGGUCAUCAAUCAGAACCGAAGAAGGCUGGUUCACUGUCAAUAACUGUUCCUGAUUCAGACUUCCAUGACUUCGACAAGGACAGAGCUGAAGAAUGCUUUAAGCCAAAGCAGAUAUGGGCUCUAUAUGAUGAAGAAGAUGGUAUGCCACGUUUAUAUUGUCUAAUCCGCCAGAUUAUCUCUGUUAAGCCUUUUAAGAUUCACAUCAGUUACCUGAGCUCAAAAACUGAUAGUGAAUUUGGGCCUGUAAAUUGGUUGGAUUCUGGGUUUACAAAAUCUUGUGGAAAUUUUAGGGCAUAUAAUGCUGAAGUUGUUGAGCAAGUUAACAUUUUUUCCCAUCUGCUGAGCAAGGAGAAGGCAGGUAGAGGAGGUUGCAUUAGAAUCUACCCUAGAAGUGGAGAUAUUUGGGCUGUUUAUCGUAAUUGGUCGCCUGAUUGGAACAAAACAACUCCACCUGAAGUAAGACAUCAGUAUGAGAUGGUAGAGGUGCUCGAUGACUAUUCUGAAGACCUUGGUGUCUGUGUGACUCCUUUAAUUAAGCUGGGUGGAUUCAAGACUGUGUACCAAAAAAAUACAAGCAAGGAUGCCAUUAGGUGGAUUCCUCGAAGGGAGAUGUUACGGUUUUCGCACCAAGUGCCAUCUUGUUUACUGAAAGGAGAUUCCCUUAACUUGCCUGAUGGCUGCUGGGAUCUUGAUCCUGCUGCGACUCCAGAUGAGCUUCUUCUGGGAGCUAGUGAAGUGCAAAAGGAAGACAGGCCUACUCGGAUUGACAUAAUUUCAGAUGACAUUUUUCUGCCUCAAAGCAGCACAUGGGCUGAAGAAAAUCCGAGUCAAAAAGACAAAUGCUCUGCAUUUCGAGAGAAUGAUUCCCAGAUUUUGUGUGAAGUUCGGAGUGAGGAGAUUUCUAGUCAAGCUGAAAACAUAGCCAUAAUUCCAGCUGAGGUUCAUCAAGCCAAGACCAAUGUGCAGGCUUAGGAGAGAGAGCCUAGUGAAAAGGGAAUUUGCAUUGCUGCUCAGCCUAAGCAUCUAAUAUGUAACCAGACAUGGUCACGAAGCAUGGAGAAUGAUAAGCAUCUAAAAGGGAACCAUACAUGGUGACGAAACACGGAGAAGGCUGAGCAAAUUUGGAAUCAAGUUCAGAGGUCCAACUAUAUUCAUUAUUCUAACAAAGUUGAGACUAAACAUGUAUAGAUUUAAAUACACAGCGAAGGAUCAGUUCCUUAAAAUUUAGAUAGCUGGAAGGGAUCAAAACCGAUCCACGUCAUGUGUCUCCUAUUGUUUUAGCUGGCUCUAAAUUUGUUGAGCAAGUUGUAAUGGGAAUUCAGUUGUAUUGACUGCUUGUUUACAUGAACAAUUGUCAUAUUAAUUCAGUUGUUUUGACUGCUGAUUUA
Messenger RNA from Coffea eugenioides, 2996 nucleotides. RefSeq lists its product as uncharacterized. The transcript has 3 exons. Bases 286 to 2580 code for a protein of 764 amino acids. NCBI's taxonomy places the organism in Eukaryota, Viridiplantae, Streptophyta, Magnoliopsida, Gentianales, Rubiaceae. The record is from RefSeq and is a predicted model, not a curated record.